Messenger RNA from Callorhinchus milii (elephant shark), 1780 nucleotides. RefSeq names its product cystathionine gamma-lyase (gene cth). Gene Ontology annotation, biological process: transsulfuration. Lineage: Eukaryota; Metazoa; Chordata; Chondrichthyes; Chimaeriformes; Callorhinchidae. The record is from RefSeq and is marked provisional. Gene Ontology annotation, cellular component: cytoplasm. Gene Ontology annotation, molecular function: pyridoxal phosphate binding; cystathionine gamma-lyase activity.
GCUCAGCCCCUCUGCAAUCCUCGCUCUCUCUCUCUCUCUCUCGCUCUCUGCCUGCCACGAACGAAGACGCCACAGCCGGUUCUGCCAUGAACGGGUCAGGUUCGGGCUUCCUGCCGCCCUUCGAACAUUUCGAUACCGACGCUCUCCAUGUGGGUCAGGAGCCAGAGCAGUGGAAGUGCAUGGCACUGGUGCCCAUGAUCUCCUUAUCCACCACCUUUAAACAGCCUGCUCCAGCGCAGCAUGUGGGCUUUGAAUACAGUCGCAGUGGGAACCCCACGCGGAACUGCUUAGAGAAGGUUGUUGCAGCUUUGGAUGGAGCGAAACACAGUCUCGCAUUUGCAUCUGGUUUGGCUGCUACAGUCACUAUCACCCACUUGCUGAAGACUGGUGACGGCAUUGUUUGCUUCAGUGAUGUAUACGGAGGUACCAACAGAUAUUUCCGUCAAAUUGCAACAGAACUGGGUCUGCAAAUUUCUUUUGUGGACUGUGAAACACUGAGUAGUUUGGAAACGGCUAUAAAACCAAAUACUAAGCUCGUGUGGAUUGAGAGUCCCUCCAACCCUUUGAUGAAGGUCAGCGACAUUGCAGCGUGUGCAAAAAUUGUGCACAAACACGAGGGCGUCAUUUUGGUCGUGGAUAACACCUUCAUGUCAGCCUAUUUCCAGCGUCCUUUGGCCCUUGGUGCUGACAUGUGUAUGUACUCUGCAACAAAGUACAUGAAUGGUCACAGCGACGUAGUCAUGGGUUUGGUUUCCAUGAACCGCGAGGACCUCUACGAACGAAUGAAGUUCUUGCAAAACGCUCUGGGCGCUGUUCCAUCUCCAUUUGAUUGCUACUUGUGUAACCGAGGCCUGAAGACCUUGUCUCUGCGAAUGAAACAGCAUUUCAAAAGUGGUCUUAUGGCUGCUCGCUUUUUGGAGGCCAACCCGCGAGUGGAGAAGGUCCUUUUCCCAGGCCUGCCUUCCCACCCCCAGUAUGAGUUGUUGAAACGCCAGUGCUCUGGGUGUUCGGGCAUGAUUUCCUUCUACAUCAAAGGCGGACUGGAAAACAGCAAGAUUUUCCUACAGAGCUUAAAAAUCUUCGCUCUUGCAGAGAGUUUGGGAGGAUACGAAAGUCUUGCAGAACACCCGGCUCUUAUGACCCACGCUUCUGUGCUAGCAGAAGAUCGGGAAGCUCUAGGCAUAAGCGAUACCUUAAUCCGAUUAUCGGUUGGUUUGGAGAACGAGGAAGAUCUCAUUGCAGACUUGGACCAGGCCCUGAAAGCAGCAGUCCCGGAGAGCCAAAUGUGAAGGAAGCCAGUGUCAAGGCUAACAGUAAAUCACUGCACAAACUGGGUUGGAACGGCCUUCAGACAGCGAGAUCACUGGCAGGGAAAAAAAAUAGGUGAUAGCAACGAUGCCUUCGAAUCAUAACCAUUACAAUUUCUGAAGAGGCAUUUCUCAAUAAUUUGGAGUCUGCAGGUACAUCGGAAUCGGCAGUCACAGCACUUGGAGCUUGACAGAACCUGGUGACCAUAGACAUAACUCAUUAUCCUUCAUAUUAUUAAAUUUUCUGAGAGUCCUUUCAAUCUGUAGCCUCCAAUAAUGUAAUUAACUCGGGGAGAGUGGAGGGGGUGGGGUGGUGAGGAGGAAAGGAAAUUACUUGUUUUCUUAUUUUGUUUUCUAUCUAGCGCUCAGGGUGAUGUUUUGCAAAUAUCUGUUUGAAUGUAAAGAUUAAAAAUGACUCGUGAAUUGUAAGCCUGGAUUUACACGUUGCCAAUUUUCAUUAAAGCUUAUCAUGG